Molecule: messenger RNA, 995 nt
Organism: Vicia villosa (hairy vetch)
Lineage: Eukaryota; Viridiplantae; Streptophyta; Magnoliopsida; Fabales; Fabaceae
Exons: 2
Coding region: 129-995 (288 amino acids)
Source: RefSeq, a predicted model, not a curated record
UUCAAUCUAUUCGUCUUCAACCUUGUCAACCUGCGUUCGUGAGUUUGCUCCGAAGGAGAAUACGACUUCGCCUUGACUCAGUAUCAAGCUCCAUUCGUGUUUAAUCUGACUCUGCUGAUAAAAAAGGCAUGGGUGUGUUUAGUUUAGUGUUUCACCAUGGGGGAAAUUUUGUGCAAGACAGUCAUAUGUAUUACAGAGGCGGUAUUGAGACUAUUGUUGAAGGUCAGGACGAAGUUAAAUGGAGUUUUUUUGAAGCUGUAAGUCUGGUUAAAGAUUGGGGCUAUGAAGGUUUUAGGCUAUGGAGAAAGAUUCCGCAAAUGGAUGAAGGCUUUACAAAUGUUGUUGAUGAUGUAGGAGCUGCAGAAAUUGGUAAGCAUUGUAUGUCUUAUAAGGUUGAUGGUCAUGUUUGGGUAGAGCAUGGUGUAAAAGGCAUGAUGACCAAGGUGCUAUUACCUAAUGUAGAUGACUUCAACACCUCUAGUGAAGAUGAAUGCAGUGGUGAUGAGGUUGAUGCAGGACAAUGUUUUGAUGACAGUGAAGAGGAUAGAGUAAUUGAAGAAGAAAAAGAACAAUUUGAAGAAAUGGAGGUAGUUGUUCCAGCUAGUGGGAAUAGGGUGGACAUCAAUGGGAAAUCAGUAAGAUUCAAGCUCUGUGCAUCCAAGGACCCCAAAAAGAUGAAACAAAUGAGAAUGCUAAAGAAGGUCAAUGUUUUGGUUCCCAAGAGUGUCUUAGGAUCUUGUUCAAAGAGGAACACAAGCAAAGGUGAAGAUGUGGAUUAUGCUAGUGAGGAACUUGAAAGUGAUGAUGCUGAUGAAAGUGACAUAGAUGACAAACCUUCCAAGCCAAAGUAUGAGAAGUUCAGAUCAGAGCUGCUUAACAAAGACUUCCAAUUCAAAUUAGGUAUGGAGUUCAUAUCUCUUACUGAAUUUAAAGAUGCUAUUAGGGAGUGGUCAAUCUUAAAUGGUAGAGAGAUAAGUUUUGUUAAGAAUGAGUGA